CCUCUCUCCCGCAGGGCUGCUGCGAGAAGAAGUGUCCCGGCUCCAGGAGGAAGUCCACCUUCUCCGGCAGAUGAAGGACAUGCUGGCCAAGGACCUGGAGGAGUCCCAGGGCGGCAGGGCCUCCGAAGUCCUCUCGGCCACUGAGCUCAGGGUCCAGCUGGCCCAGAAGGAGCAGGAGCUGGCCAGAGCCAAAGAAGCCUUGCAGGCCAUGAAAGCCGACCGGAAGCGCUUGAAGGGCGAGAAGACGGACCUGCUGAGCCAGAUGCAGCAGCUGUACGCCACGCUGGAGAGCCGGGAGGAGCAGCUGCGGGACUUCAUCCGCAACUACGAGCAGCACCGCAAGGAGAGCGAGGAGGCGGUCCGAGCGCUGGCCAAGGAGAAGGACCUGCUGGAGCGGGAGAAGUGGGAGCUGCGGCGCCAGGCCAAGGAGGCCACGGACCACGCCGCGGCGCUGCGCUCCCAGCUCGACCUCAAGGACAACCGCAUGAAGGAGCUGGAGGCCGAGCUGGCCAUGGCCAAGCAGUCCUUAGCCACCCUGACCAAGGACGUCCCCAAGCGGCAUUCCCUCGCCAUGCCGGGCGAGACGGUGCUCAACGGCAACCAGGAGUGGGUGGUGCAGGCCGACCUCCCGCUGACCGCAGCCAUCCGGCAGAGCCAGCAGACGCUGUACCACUCCCACCCCCCGCACCCUGCAGACCGCCAAGCGGUCAGGGUGAGCCCCUGCCACUCCCGGCAGCCCUCCGUCAUCUCCGACGCCUCCGCCGCCGAGGGUGACCGGUCAUCCACGCCCAGUGACAUCAACUCCCCGCGACACCGGACGCACUCCCUCUGCAACGGCGACAGUCCCGGCCCCGUUCAGAAGAGCCUGCACAACCCUAUUGUACAGUCACUAGAGGAUCUUGAAGACCAAAAGCGGAAGAAGAAGAAAGAGAAGAUGGGAUUCGGCUCCAUCUCGCGCGUCUUCGCCAGAGGGAAGCAGCGGAAGUCCCUCGACCCCGGCCUCUUUGAUGGUACCGCCCCCGAUUAUUACAUAGAGGAGGACGCGGACUGGUGAUAGCCGGCGCCCUGGGCCGGUGCGCGGGGCCGUGCGUGCGUGCGUGCGUGCGAGCGUGGGCGUGCGCGUGUGGCCGUGCGUGGGUGCGCCCUCUGUCACAGAUGUACAUAGCGCGCCGUGUGUGACGCCGUCCCUGUCUCCGGAGCCACACCGCUGUGUUGUUAACCCGGUUCCCCGUUUGUGUUCUCAAUGUCCGGGUCCUUUAAUCCCCUCCCGUUUUUGUUCCGUUCGCUGUCUCCACGUCCCCCCUUCUCCUCCGUGUGAUGAAAUGUGGGAACUUGAAGGACUGCUGUGUACUUCUAAAUACCGCGAGGGUCGCAGCCCGGAGCGAGCGUGGGCGGCUCCCGCGCACCUGCGGGUCUCUGCCCCGGCGUCCGUGCACCUGCGGGCCGCCCCGGGGUCUCCGCCCCGGGCCCAGGUCCCCCGCACUGGGCUGCCCCGGGAGAGGUCAGCCGGGCCGCCACUGACGCCUGCCAGUUUUUACAUUGCGUGGCCGUUUGUCUCUUUAUGGAAAAAGAAAAAAAAAAACCUGUUCUGUUUAAUUUAUUUGCACAAAUGCAGAAAACUUAUUCUAUCUAAAUUAUUACGUACAUAACGGAAUGUAUAUUUUUCCACGGGGUGGGGCGGGAGGCGGGGUUUCUGCCGACAUGUCUGUCUGUCUGCCUUGCCGGGUGCGGCUUAGGCGGCCGCCUGGGGCCGUUGGCUUUCUCAGCUUGCUCUCUCUGUGUCUCGCUCUCUCUCCCCCGGUCUCCCCUGCUCUCCCGCCCCUGCACGAAAGGGACCUGCCCCUUCUCACGGCCUCUCUCUGUAUGCGUUUAUUUGCCUGGCAUACACGGCACGCCCCACCCAGCUCUGCCUCUUGAGACAGUGAAAAGCCGGGGCAGGACAGCCCACCCCUCUCCAGAUGCGACCCCAGGACCCCCGGCCUGAGCUGCUUCCCCAGGGGGCCUGGAGCUGCGCCCUCCCCCCCACACCCCGGUUUAUUCUGCACCCGGGCCUGGCAGGUGUCCCGGGGGGAUGGCUGUUGGGGACGCAGCUUCCACUCUGGCUUGUCCCUUGGGCCACAUUUAGACUCUGGGGGCCCUGCCCGCCCACGCAUCACACCUGGAGUCCGCUGUCCCCAGGCGGGCGGGGAACGCUGGUGGGAACACGCCUGUUGGGGGAACCAUGUCGGCCAGGGAGCCGUGUGCAUCCUGCCGCCAGGUGAGGGGGACAAGCCAGCUUCUCAGCCAGGGCCUCGCAAAGCCUAACACACCCCUGCCCUGCCCCUGCCCUGCGGACCCUGUGCUGCUGCCCCUAACCACUGACCGCCCAGCCCCCCUCCAGGCGCCCUGCAGCGCUCACGGAGCCUCCCUGGGGAAACGGGUGGGACCUUUGCUGCCAAGUCUGGAGCACGCGGAGCAGGCGGGGGCCCCAGGGUGGCCUCCGUGUGACCGCAGCCGAGCGGGCACCUUCCCCACCGAGAGCCCUUCUGGAAAAUGCUUUUCUUCCCCAUGAGUUUGAUUUCUCGGUUGAUUUUCAUCCCUCCCCCCGCUUUUACCGGCGCACAAAUCAGAUCGCAGCCUCUCCCGGUAAUGACCCCGUAGUUCCUUUUCAUUUCGGUUUUUGUAAAUUAGGAGAUAAUUCUCAGAGUCACUAAGGAUGAUUUAUUUAAGAGAACUGCAUCAAAUAGCGAAUGAGUUAUGGGUAACAUUAGAUGGAGCGACCUUUCCCCCGGAGAAAGGUCCCUCUGGAAGGCAUGGAUGCAAAUAUAAAAUAUUAAAAAAAAUCUAAAUAAAGCUUAUUUUAAAAUAUGA
Messenger RNA from Oryctolagus cuniculus (rabbit), 2850 nucleotides. The record is from RefSeq and is a predicted model, not a curated record. Lineage: Eukaryota; Metazoa; Chordata; Mammalia; Lagomorpha; Leporidae.